CACCUUGGUCUGGCUGGUGGUGUCAAAGAAUCUCGAGUCCAUCUCUGCCACCGCAUCAACUCAAUCUCAGUCACUCCCCGACACGCGCACGAGCUCCACUCCACCCGCACCCAACCCAAGGCCAGGCCAGGCCACGCCGCACACCGCCACUGCCAUGGACGCGGGCGGUUCGCCGCCACUGUUCCUCCUUGCCGCGGCGGCGACCGCCGUGCUGGCCGCCGCGGCGCUGGGGUGGCUGCUCCUGGCCGGCGGGCGGGCGGCCGCGGCGGGGCGGCGGCGGCGGUCCGCGUCGUCGGCGCCGCGGCUGCCACCGGGCAGCACGGGGCUGCCGCUCAUCGGGGAGACGCUGCGGCUCAUCGCGGCGUACAAGACGCCGAACCCGGAGCCGUUCAUCGACGAGCGCGUGGCGCGGCACGGCAGCGGGGUGUUCACCACGCACGUCUUCGGCGAGCGCACCGUCUUCUCCGCCGACCCGGCCUUCAACCGCCUCCUGCUGGCGGCCGAGGGCCGCGCCGUCAGCUGCAGCUACCCGUCCUCCAUCGCCACGCUGCUCGGCCCGCGCUCGCUGCUCCUCACGGCGGGUCCCGCGCACAAGCGCCUCCACUCGCUCACGCUCACCCGCCUGGGGCGUCCGGCCUCGCCGCCGCUGCUGGCGCACAUCGACCGCCUCGUCCUCGCCACCAUGAGGGACUGGGGCCGCCCCGGCGCCGCCCCCGUCCGCCUCCUCGACGAGGCCAAGAAGAUCACCUUCAACCUCACCGUCUGGCAGCUCGUCAGCAUCGAGCCCGGGCCAUGGACCGAGAGCGUCCGCCGCGAGUAUGUCAAGCUCAUCGACGGCUUCUUCUCCAUCCCCUUCCCCUUCGCCUACCUCCUCCCUUUCACCGUCUACGGCCAGGCCCUCAAGGCGAGGAAGAAGGUGGCCGGAGCUCUUCGGGAGGUGAUAAGGAAGAGGAUGGACGAGAAGGCGGAGACCGGUGGCGCCAGUAAGAAUGGGGAGGAUGAGGAGAAGAGGGAGAAGAAGGACAUGGUGGAGGAGCUUCUCGAAGCAGAGGGUGGGAGCUUCUCCGUGGAGGAGAUGGUGGAUUUCUGCCUGUCUCUGCUGGUGGCUGGCUACGAGACCACCUCCGUGCUCAUGACGCUCGCCGUCAAGUUCCUCACCGAGACACCCGCUGCACUGGCGCAGCUGAAGGAAGAGCAUGACAAUAUCAGAGGCAUAAAAGGCAAAGACCAACCUCUGGAAUGGAGUGAUUACAAGUCGAUGCCAUUUACACAAUGUGUGAUAAGUGAAACACUGCGCGUGGCUAACUUAAUUGGCGGGGUGUUCAGGCGUGCAAACACUGAUAUUCACUUUAAAGAUUACGUUAUUCCAAAGGGCUGCAAAAUAUUCGCUUCGUUCCGAGCUGUGCACCUUAAUCUGGAACACUAUGAGAAUGCUCGGACCUUCGACCCUUGGAGAUGGCAGAGCAAGAACAAGCUUCAGAAUGCAGAAGGGGCAAGUCUGUUCACUCCCUUCGGCGGCGGACCUCGCCUGUGCCCGGGCUACGAGCUUGCCCGGGUGGUGGUUUCUGUUUUCCUCCACCAUCUCGUCACAUGCUUUAGCUGGGAAGAAGCUGAGGAGGACAGGAUUGUCUUCUUCCCCACCACCCGGACCCUCAAAGGAUACCCCAUCAACCUGCGGCGGCGACCGGAUUAUGCAUGAUUUCUGACCUCAUGUUAGUAGUUUCCAGUUGUUAUCCUUAUCUUCGGAGCAAGGCAAGACUAAGCAUAGAUAAGAAAGAUGAUGCCGUCGUCGCUAGUAGUUAGUGAUUUCCCUCACUCACUCUCUGUUCCUAUCUCUCUCUCUCUCUUCUCUCUUCUAGUCUGUAACUUGGUACCGGACAGCAGCCAGCAAACUUCGUUUUGCUUGUAAAAUGAGACCCCAGAAAAACUGCUAUGAAACGCGUACUACUAGGCUUUGUUUAGUUCA
Messenger RNA from Sorghum bicolor (sorghum), 1966 nucleotides. Its product is annotated as cytochrome P450 90A4. Gene Ontology annotation, biological process: sterol metabolic process; multicellular organism development; brassinosteroid biosynthetic process. The transcript is spliced from 7 exons. The coding region runs from base 155 to 1699 and encodes 514 amino acids. The record is from RefSeq and is a predicted model, not a curated record. Gene Ontology annotation, molecular function: monooxygenase activity; heme binding; oxidoreductase activity, acting on paired donors, with incorporation or reduction of molecular oxygen. NCBI's taxonomy places the organism in Eukaryota, Viridiplantae, Streptophyta, Magnoliopsida, Poales, Poaceae.